Molecule: messenger RNA, 2799 nt
Organism: Coturnix japonica (Japanese quail)
Lineage: Eukaryota; Metazoa; Chordata; Aves; Galliformes; Phasianidae
Gene: STXBP3
Product: syntaxin binding protein 3
Biological process (GO): vesicle-mediated transport
Source: RefSeq, a predicted model, not a curated record
UGCGAGCAAGAUGGCGCCUGCCGUGCGGGGCCUGAAGAGUUUGGUGUGGCACAAGCUGAAAUCUGCGAUAUUUGAUGACUGUAGGAAAGAGGAUGAAUGGAAGUGGUAUCCAGGAGAAAAUGACACUGCUGUGUGAUAUAUGAGCAACAGGAUUCAACAGUGCCAGACAGGCAAGGUAAUUCUCUUAGAUGAUUACACUACUAAAUUACUGUCGCUGUGCUGCAAAAUGACUGAUCUUCUGGCAGAGGGUAUCACAGUGGUGGAGAAUGUAUAUAAGAACCGAGAGCCUGUUCCACACAUGAAAGCAAUAUAUUUCAUAACUCCAACCAAAAAGUCUGUAGAUGGUCUUAUUGAUGACUUCAUCAGCAAAUCGUCCAGCAGAUACAAAGCAGCAUACGUCUAUUUCACUGACACUUGUCCUGACAACCUCUUCAAUAAAAUUAAGUCUUCCUGCGCCAGAUCAAUAAGGAGAUGCAAGGAAAUCAGUAUUUCCUUCUUCCCAAAUGAGUCUCAGGUAUUUACUCUCAAUGUCCCAGAUGCGUUCUAUUGCUGCUACAGUCCAACUCUAGAAAAUACCAAGGAGAAAGAUGCUGCGAUGGAAGCAAUGGCUGAACAAAUUGUUACGUUGUGUGCCACUCUAGAAGAGAAUCCAGGAGUGCGGUGUAAAAGCACUCCAUCAGAUAAUGCCAGCAGACUUGCACAGCUUGUUGAAAAAAAGCUUGAGAACUACUACAAAACUGAUGAGCAAAGCCAAAUAAAGGCUAAAACCCACUCACAAUUAAUAGUAAUCGAUCGAGGCUUUGACCCAGUAUCAACUGUCCUUCAUGAACUCACGUUCCAGGCAAUGGCGUAUGACCUGCUACCAAUUGAAAAUGAUACUUACAAGUACAAAUCAGAUGGGAAGGAAAAGGAAGCAAUUCUGGAAGAAGAUGAUGAGCUCUGGGUGAAGAUUCGACACAAGCAUAUUGCAGAUGUAAUAGAGGAAAUAUCUCAGCUGUUGAAAGAAGUUUCAUCGAAGAAGAAAGCAACAGAAGGAAAAUUAACAUUAACCAGUCUGGCCCACUUAAUGAAAAAGAUGCCACAGUAUCGUAAAGAGAUCACUAAGCAAGUUGUCCAUCUUAAUAUAGCAGAAGACUGCAUGAGCAAGUUCAAAGCUAACAUAGAAAGGCUUUGUAAAACUGAACAGGACUUGGCUCUUGGAACUGAUGCAGAAGGUCAAAAAGUGAAAGACUCGAUGAGAGUCCUCCUUCCAGUUCUGCUCAACAAAAGUCAUGACAGCUAUGACAAAAUUAGAGCUAUUCUCCUGUAUAUCUUCAGCACAAAUGGAACUACCCAGGAGAACUUGGACAAGCUGAUCCAGAAUGUACAAAUAGAAAGUGACAGUGAUAUGAUAAGAAACUGGGAAUACCUUCAUGUUCCUAUUAUGUCUUCAUCAGCUGUUCAGCAACAAAAGCAGCCCAGGAGGGACCGCUCUGCAGAAGAAACUUUUCAACUCUCCAGGUGGACACCUCUUAUAAAAGAUGUUAUGGAGGAUGCUAUAGAGAACAAACUGGAUUCAAAAGAAUGGCCUUAUUGUUCCCAGUGUCCUCCUACCUGGAAUGGCUCAGGAAUAGUAAGUGCUCGCCAGAAGCCUAAAGGUAGUUACCAAGAUGAGCGAAGGAGCAAUGCAAGAUUGAUUAUCUUUGUGAUCGGAGGAAUUACUUACUCUGAGAUGCGCAGCGCUUAUGAAGUUUCUCAAGCCCACAAGUCGUGUGAAGUUAUCAUUGGUUCUACACAUAUUUUGACACCUAGAAGACUGCUGGAUGAAGUCAAGAGCCUUAAUAAACCGAAGGAUACAGUCUGCAUCAAGGAUGAGUAGCAAUGGUGAUGCUUAUGAUGCUUUAGGCGAAGACAAAUAAAGUAGAACAUGUACAUAUUCUUGCACAGCUGACUCUUCCAGUUGGUGCACUGGGACACGGUGUGUUCCUGGCCAGCUGAAUGUCACUUUAAAUUAUAAAGAUGCUGCUCUUUUGGGAGGGGGAGAAGUAGAAGGCAGAAGAGAAAUAAUCAGGGUGUGCUUUUACAAAAGGGUAUGUUAGUCCCUAAUAAAUUAUAUAUGAGUUAUUCAGAUUAUAUAUGAAAUCUAAUUGUUUUUGAAAACUGUGAAAACUUUUUCUAAUAGUUUGUUUCUAAAGAUGAUUGAAUUAAGAAGGGUCUCAGCACUUAAAGGCUUCAGAAGGAAGUUUGUAAACAGAAAUGACAAAACAUUCAAUGCAAGUGCAGCAUCUUUGACUUGUUCUCUGUAAAAUAACUCACUGGAAACAUGAAUUAUGUCAUUGUUAAAAUGCAUUUUUUUUUUUCCAAUGGUAGUGGGUAAGGUAGAAAUACAAUCACAGACUUAACAAGCAGUUCUAACUUCAAUAAACAGCUUUGGAGAAAUGCUGAUAACUGUGGACCAAAGUGCACUGUAUAUUUAUGUAUAGGAAUUAUUACUAAAGCUUUUCAAAGAUAAUUUCUUAUAAACUUCCUGUUUGUCUACUUAAUCUAUCUAUUUAAGAAAUGAAAUUCUCCAUGACAGUGUUCUACUGGCUCCCAAACUAUGUAAAAUAUUAAAUGAACAUUAAAUUUCUGGGGAAGAAAUGAGAGAGAGGAAAAGAAGGGAAGGCAGAUGGUGAGUCUUUGGCAGGACGUGAUGCCUUAAUAAAUAAAGGAGCAAACAAUCAUCAAAACUUGUUAUCUAGAAAAUUCACUGUUCUUUUUGUGUAUACAUCAGUUUGUGUUCAAGUGGAUCAAAUAAAUUGAGCUCUGUCGUACCACUAA